This is a messenger RNA of Daphnia magna, 2109 nucleotides long. RefSeq lists its product as uncharacterized. Bases 422 to 1843 code for a protein of 473 amino acids. The transcript has 6 exons. Lineage: Eukaryota; Metazoa; Arthropoda; Branchiopoda; Diplostraca; Daphniidae. The record is from RefSeq and is a predicted model, not a curated record.
UCCCUCUUGAAGAACAGAGGUAUCGGGCCUGUAGCUUCUAUCACUAACGGUUUUGUUUACAAUACAUUCAAGCAUCACGAAACGAAGUUUUGAUGACGUUUUUCCUACGUACACAACUAAUAUUCUUCGUAUAGUUCUGUACGCCGUUUCAGUAGUUCACGAUCUUUCGUGCAACGUGUACAGUUGCAACGCAUGUGGGUAACUGCUCUGGGACAAUUGGCGUUCUAACGCUUCCGCAAGUAAUAGGAAACAAAAAAAUCAUAUUGCAUUGGUAAAACCCAUGUAAGUUGUUUAUUGUUGAACUACUCUAUAGCAGGUUGGGACAAUUAAGCUAGUUCCACCAUCUUCUGUUGCAGUUUUACAAUUUUCUAAGCCACACUAACCAUCCAUAGGUGUUUCACUAGUUCAGAAUAUUUUUGAAAUGGAUAAUAUUUCUUUAAAUGGACAGCUUGAGUUGAGACAGUCCCGCAGCGGACGAUUACUAAUCCCAAGACUAAGGACAUGGACAGGUGAAAGAGCCAUUGUAAACAAAAAAGGCGCUUUGGAAAUCUUGGAGGGUAAUACAGAUUACACAUCAACAUUCCUGUCUGAACGUUCACUUUUGAAGGGCUCACCAUCAAAAAAAAAUUCUCAUAUUUCAUUCAGUAAGCCAGUUCUUCCUCGAACAAAGUUGGUCAAGGCCCUCAGUGAAUGUGUUUCCGACAAAGAAGGGAAAAUAAAGAGCAAGAAGAAUGUGAAAGGCCAAACAAAGGCGUCACUAAAGAAGAAUUUACAGCAGAGAAAAAAGAGCCCAGAAAAAUGCAGAUCUUUGCGAAACACCGUUUCUUCGUCUAAUAAAAUCUCGCCACUAAAGAACGAUAAACAAAAAAAAACUAUCUCGGCGACCAAAGUAAGAACUCCAUCUCCGCGCAAGAACCUAAGGAAGCAACAGUCGCAACCACAAGUAGAAGAAGUUGAUAUUUUUGGACCAGAAUUUCAGCCUACCGUCCACUUAGUUCGUCUUUUACCUGAAGAAAUAUUAUCACUCACAGAAAAAGAAGAUCAAAAUCUAGGAAAAAACAGCCCACUAAAAUCCAUUCCACUGUCCAAAAACAAAAAAGCGACCAAUGGCCAUAAAAAGAAAAAAGUAAAGCAAGUCGUGCAAAUAAAUCUAGUAGAUUUAAAUAGUAGUAGAAGUCGAAGAUCAUCCAACCGGCACCGACCUCACACUGUGCGAGAAACUCAAAAGAUUUUGAGCGUCUUGAACCGUUCUAAAACUGAAGAAGAAUUGGAAGACGAGGCCAUGAGUACUGCAGCAUUUUUUGGCCAUUCGCCAAAUAGGCCAGCAAUGAAACUACUGGAUGAGGCCGUUGAAACGCUAAGAGAUGAUUUCGAGAGCGAUGAUAACUUGAGUAUCAGAGCCGUAUCAGAGAGGGAAUCGAGCCCAAUGUCUUCAGCUGUUUCACCUAUUGGGUCCUUCCACGAGACAGACGCUGAGAUAUCAGGACGAGAAGAUGGUUUGCUUGCAGUAUCCCCUGCCAUAGGAAAUACCUCAGAGUUUCAAAGAGCUAGAUUGUUGCAUAGGACAUUGAAAGACAAGGCCAAACUGUUGAGAAAAGCACAAACUCAUAGGAGGAAAAACCUUUCAUUGGACUUAUCUACUAAACCAGUGAACGCUACUCCGAGCUCAUCUCAAUUAUUUAAACCACGAAGGAUGCGAGCUCUAGAGAAAGAUUUGAAGGAGAAAACGUUAUCUCGUGGAAAGUGGGAUUAUUCGACUUACUAUCGUGGGAAUUUACUCCAUGUUACCAUCAACUCUGACUCUGAUACUGAUAGUACAGUAGAUUCCUUGGAUGAACUUUAGUCUCCACCACCCAUUCCUAAAUCGUCGUGCUUACACAUCCCAGGUAAUCCACCAAUACAAUGUUCCAUUAAUUUUCAAGAUUUUAUCAUUGGGUGGUGUUUUAUGUCUGUUGUAUUUUGUGUAACUUAAUGCAAUGCGUUUUUACGAAUUUUUCAGAUGCAAUGUGUUCUUGUUACCAGACUUUUUCCUUUUCAAGUUUGACUUGCAAUGUUUAAAAGUAAGAAAAAAAAAAUCAUGGAAUAUAGUUUGGACAUUGCCAGUUAUAA